AUCCGUCCAUCCCGUCCCUGGCACGGCGUUCCCAGCCAACAAUGAGCCCAGCCAGCUCUUGCUUCACGCUGGGGGUGGGGGGAUGGCACAGCUGCCACACCUCGGGCAACAAGGACCCCCGGGGAUGCAUGCUGAGGGUGCUGGCUCCUUGAGCAGAGCCCACAGCUGGGUGUGGAGAGUGGUGCCCGCUGUUUGCCUUGGCACCUCUCCACCCUGCUGGGAAAAAGCCCUCAGAGGUUUCAUUUCCCCCUCCUCGGCUCCUCUCCAGGCUCAGCAAACAGAGCACAAGUGGCACCUUGGCAGCUGAGGUGGCAUCAGCCUCCUGCCACCCACCCAGGACCCUAUAAAUGCCCUUAGCUCCUGCUGGCAGACAGACAGGAGGCACUCGUCGAGGGAGGAGGGCAAGAUGGAUGGCAGCACCAAAGAGGCACUGCUGGAGGAGGCACCUCCGAGGUACACGGCCACCCCCCACCCGCCUGGCAUCCUCCCCCACCAGCUCAAGUGCCUGCUGCUCGCCGUGGUGGUGGUGCUGAUCCACCUGGUGGUCAUCGUCGCCUUCCUGCUGCUGGGGCUGCACAUCACCGAGACCCACACCGAGACGGUCCUGCAGAUGACCACCCAGGGGCUGGGCGGCGAAGGACCCCCCCAGCGCCUCUCCAUGAGCCGGAGGGAGCGGACAGGGACGCUGGCAGUGCCCGAUGGGCUCAACGCCUCUGCCAUGGUGGUCUACGACUACAGCAAGCUGCUGGUGGGCUACAGGUCCUGGCGGCACCAGGCCUGCUACGUUACCCGCCUGGACGGCGACAGCAUCCCGGGGCUGGACAGCGUCACCGACACCUUCCGGCGCCGGCAGGCUGAGCUGGAGGGGACUGGGGGCAAUGCCACCCCCUUGGCUGACCGCUCCAUCCUGGGCACCACCAUGAACAUCCUCUGCAGCACUGUCCCUGACCAGCAGCUGCCAGGCAGCCCAGGCUGGGAGGAGGAGGAGGAGAAGGAGGCAGUAAUGGAGAAGCAAGUGGUGGUUGAAGAGCCUUUGGAACCAGACAAGGGCUGCUGUGGCACCGGCUGCUGCAAGCCAGGCUGCUGCUGCCUGCCCUGCACCAAGUGCUGCCUGCCCUGCGCCAGCUGCUGUGCCAAGUGCUGCCUGCCCUGCACCAGCUGCUGCGCCAAGUGCUGCCUGCCUGGCUGCUGCAAGUGCCCGCGCUGCCCCGGCUGCUCCUGCCUGAAGAAGGCUCUCUGCUUCGUCCCGCGGCUGCUCUGCUGCCUGCCCCGCAAGCUGCUCAGCUGCCACCACCUCAGGUGCCUGCUGAUGGCGGUGGUGGUGGUGGUGCUGCUGGUGGUGAUCAUCGCCGGUGCCCUGCUGAUGUGGCUGCGCGCGGACCAGGCGCAGGCUGAGGCUGUGCUGCGGCUGGGGCUGUGGGGAGGAGCAGCCUGGGAUGAGGACGUGGCCACUUUCUACCUGGACAGUGGGGAUGGGAACCCUGCCACGGUCAUCUACGACUACAGGAACCUGCUGGCCAGCUACAGAUCCCAGCUCCAGCACUCCUGCUACAUCACCCCUCUGGACAAGGACAACAUCCCAGGGCUGGACACCAUCGCUGAGAGCUUCCAGCGGCGGCAGGCUGAGAACAGACUCACCAUGCCCGUGGCUGAUCGCUCCCUCCUGGGCACCACUGCGAGCAUCCUCUGUGCCUCCAUCCCCAUCUUCUGGGCUUAGCCUUGCUGGCAGCCCAGCCUACACCAUGCUGCCACAACCCUUUCAUCCCUCCAGGAGCUUCACUCACACCUCUGCAAUUGGGCAGCUCCCUG
Pogoniulus pusillus (Red-fronted tinkerbird) is the source of this 1809-nucleotide messenger RNA. It is a transcript of the gene SFTPC, whose product is annotated as surfactant protein C. Gene Ontology annotation, cellular component: alveolar lamellar body; extracellular region. Gene Ontology annotation, biological process: respiratory gaseous exchange by respiratory system. The record is from RefSeq and is a predicted model, not a curated record. The transcript has 11 exons. NCBI's taxonomy places the organism in Eukaryota, Metazoa, Chordata, Aves, Piciformes, Lybiidae. Bases 407 to 1717 code for a protein of 436 amino acids.